Messenger RNA from Lathyrus oleraceus (garden pea), 1192 nucleotides. Its product is annotated as urease accessory protein F. Gene Ontology annotation, molecular function: nickel cation binding. The record is from RefSeq and is a predicted model, not a curated record. The transcript has a single exon. The coding region runs from base 334 to 1053 and encodes 239 amino acids. Lineage: Eukaryota; Viridiplantae; Streptophyta; Magnoliopsida; Fabales; Fabaceae.
GAUGAUUCUGACUGGACUGAAGUGUAUAUAUAGUUUCAUGAAAGAUAAAGGAAAGAGAAAGACUGUUUAUUCUUUUCAGAGUUUGCAUAUUAGACUGAGUUAAAUGCUUCUAUUCCUUCAAGAACAAAACAAUUUUCAACUUGUGUACUCAACAUAGAAAAUGCAUAUUAGAGUUGGCUUCAUAAGUUUAUACCUUACAUUUGCAGUACAGUUUCAAAUUAUCUAUAGAAACAUUUUAGAAUCUACAAAUUUGAAUGUGUGAAUCUGGUUUAUAGGCACCUGUAGUAAUCCGGCACUCCUGGUCAGCUUUGGAGAAACAUCACAUAUUUCAUAAUGCAAACGAAGAAAGAGCACGACCGACCUGUCUUUGAAAACUCAUUUUUACAGUGGAGUCAAUGGCAGUUGUUGGAUUCGAUUCUACCUACAGGUGGAUUUGCUCAUUCUUUUGGUCUUGAAGCCGCAGUUCAGCCGCGUAUAGUGUCUGAUUCCAACGACCUCAAGACAUUUCUUAUUCAUGUAUUAGAGAAUACGGGAAGCUUAUUCCUUCCAUUCGUGUAUUCAGCUUGCACGUCACCGAAUAUGGAAAACUGGCAUAACCUCGACAGAAUAUUGGAUGCUACCCUUACUAACGAAGUGGGUCGAAAGGCGUCAAUCUCGCAAGGAUCUGCGUUAAUGAGGGUAGCUUCAGCUGUGUUUUCCGAGAUGCCAUCUCUCAAAACAAUGAGAGAUGCUUCAUUAAAGUUAGGAACUGUAACUUUUCAUCACGCUCCUAUAUUCGGACUAACAUGUGGAGCAUUGGGAUUCGAUAGUACGAGUUCUCAGAGAGCUUAUAUGUUCAUCACAAUGAGGGAUGUGAUAUCGGCUGCUACGAGACUGAACUUGAUAGGACCACUUGGAGCAGCAUUGUUGCAGCAUCAAGUUGCUCCUAUCGCUGAAGUUAUAUUAGAAAAAUGGAUGAAUCGAGAUGUUGAGGAAGCUUGUCAAACUAUGCCUCUUCUAGAUACCGUGCAAGGUUGCCAUGGUUAUUUGUUUUCUAGACUGUUUUCGUCUUAGAAUGCGAUGAGGGCCACAAUAAAUUUAUUAUAGUUAUAAUUUAAAUUUAUUUGAUGUCAUAUGUGAGUGAAAAUAGGCCACUUCCUUAAGCUUAGAGAGGUGUAUUAGAUUGUGAUUUUAAGAGGGUUUUUUAGAGACU